UUCAAAACAUCCCAUGUUUCCACAUUCCUGCUUGCUACCUCAGGUUUACGUUACUUCCUGCAAUUGUUUGUUUUUGAAUCUAGACUAGACUUAAAUUAAUGCUUGAUUAGGUUCAAGAUUGCAUCACACUUCAUUUUAAUGGACUCUGCACUACUAUAUAUUGUUCAACGUUUCCAUAAUUGUGUCUCAGUGUUUUCUUAGAUUGUCCGUUUGUUUUCAAGAAAUGGGCUUUCUUGAUUCUCAAUGCUUCAUGUGAAAGAUUAUAACUUUAUUGCUCAGUUACUCCCGUUAUUAUUAUUGUGCUCAAAUUGGGUUUUUUCUUUUUUUGAUUGAUAUUCGACAAACUUUCCCAUUGAGAUUUAUUCUAUUUCUAGGAAUUGUUGUUGUUUUUGGGUUAAAUUUGAAUUGGGAUUUCAAUUUCCCAAGAUUUUGUAACAUAUUUGGGGAGGAGAUUUUACCUGUCAAUUUAAGAGAUUGUAGCAUUCGUGGGGAGGAGAGUUACUUCGUCAAUUGUUGUGGUUUGUUUGGAUUGCUGAUUUUGAAGUUAGGCACCUUUUAUUGGAUUACCUCAUACUUUGAGUUGGGGGAGUGUCGUAUGGGAUUGCCUUAGGAUUUUGGUUGGAGGAAUUAUGCCCAAUGUUGAACAUAUUGGUGAGAUUGCUGCGGUGGUAAAGGGAUAAGAGUUUAUUUUGAGUCAAUGGGAUUUCCUGAAUCCCAGGGUGUGUGAGGAUGCAGCAUUUAAAUUUGGUUCAGUAGCUGACAAAACUAUCACAACGGUGGUGUUGAGAGGAGAAGUCGUUAAUUAGCUGUCGUAGCAACAUUUGUUUCCUUUUGUUUCUGGAAAGGGAGGAGUUUAUAAGGAUUUUAGAUAUUGUUUGGUGACUUGGGAGGAAACAAGUUUAUUUUUUUCUGCUUUUGGGUGUAAAGAAUGGGGCAUUCUGCAGCAGUUUGGGACCAUAGAGCUUCUCUUGAAUUGACCAAGGACUGGAAUGGAAUCGAUCAGGUUGUGCUUCGGAACCCUCGUGGGGCGUCUGCACGAGUGAGCCUGCAUGGAGCACAAGUUAUCUCAUGGAGGAACGAUAGGGGCGAAGAGCUUCUUUUCACCACUAGUAAGGCCAUCUUUAAAUCUCCAAAAGCAAUGCGAGGAGGCAUCUCUAUUUGCUUUCCGCAGUUUGGGAACUCUCAUUCGCUCGAGCAGCAUGGAUUUGCCAGGAACAAGAUUUGGACAAUCGAGGAUGAUCCUCCUUCACUUCAUCCAAAUGACUCUCAUGGUAAAUCCUUUGUUGAUUUGCUGCUAAAACCCAUUGAAGAAGAUAUGAAGUUCUGGCCUCACGGCUUUGAGUUUCGUCUACGAGUUUCUCUCGCAUCGGAUGGAAACUUGAUACUGAUAUCACGCAUUAGGAAUAUAAAUGGGAAACCUUUCAGUUUCACUUUGGCCUAUCAAACACAUUUCUCUGUUUCUGACAUUAGCGAAGUGAGGAUAGAAGGUUUAGAGACGCUGGACUACCUCGACAACCUCUCCCAAAGGGAACGAUUCACGGAGCAAGGUGAUGCCCUAACAUUCGAAUCAGAGAUAGACCGAGUUUACCUAAGCUCACCCAAGUGUGUCGCUGUUCUUGAUCACGAGAAGAAACGGACAUAUGUUAUCAGAAAGGAGGGGCUGCCUGAUAUGGUCGUGUGGAAUCCAUGGGAGAAGAAGUCGAAAGCAAUGACAGAUUUUGGAGAUGAAGAAUAUAAGCAGAUGCUAUGUGUGAAUGCAGCAGCAAUAGAGAAGAACAUCACCCUGAAACCAGGAGAGGAGUGGACGGGGAGAGUCGAGCUCGCAGCUGUGCCUUCAAGCUUCUGCUGCGACGAACUUGAACCUCAUCUCGACUACUUUUGAUGUUCGACUUGUGAUCGUUUGUUCCUUCGUUACUCAAUUUUAUCAAAGCCUGUGGUUUUUUUAGAAAUGGCUGAGAAAAAGUUUGGUUGUGUAGGGAUUUGAGGCAUACAAUUUGCCCUAAUCACAGUGCCUUUAUGCACUCUGAAUCUGAACAUAUCUAGUUUGUGAUUUGUGAAGUGAUGAUCUUCAGACACAAAUUGUGACAUCAAUUCUUUUCAGUAUCACAUGGACAAUUACUAUCAAAAUUUUAAGAAAUCUGGAGGAAAAUCUUUUACUUGAGAA
Messenger RNA from Salvia splendens (bonfire salvia), 2164 nucleotides. RefSeq names its product putative glucose-6-phosphate 1-epimerase. Gene Ontology annotation, cellular component: cytoplasm. Gene Ontology annotation, molecular function: carbohydrate binding; glucose-6-phosphate 1-epimerase activity. The transcript is spliced from 8 exons. Gene Ontology annotation, biological process: carbohydrate metabolic process. Bases 929 to 1882 code for a protein of 317 amino acids. NCBI's taxonomy places the organism in Eukaryota, Viridiplantae, Streptophyta, Magnoliopsida, Lamiales, Lamiaceae. The record is from RefSeq and is a predicted model, not a curated record.